This is a messenger RNA of Patiria miniata (bat star), 2696 nucleotides long. RefSeq names its product BTB/POZ domain-containing protein kctd15-like (gene kctd15). Gene Ontology annotation, biological process: protein homooligomerization. Gene Ontology annotation, molecular function: protein binding. Lineage: Eukaryota; Metazoa; Echinodermata; Asteroidea; Valvatida; Asterinidae. The coding region runs from base 802 to 1587 and encodes 261 amino acids. The transcript has 2 exons. The record is from RefSeq and is a predicted model, not a curated record.
CUUUACGCGCUCUUAAAAAUGCUGGACAAGUGAGAGCUUUCUGUUUGGUUCUAUCCUUUAACCGAGUUUCGCCCGGGGCCAAAUCCGCUGUGAAAUAUUCAAGCCUUCCAACAGGGCCAGGCUGUGCAGUGAGUGACUCGGACCCGCAGAUAGCCCGCAGGCACCAAUCAAGCGCAGAGAGAAGAGGCAUUCAAGCAAUGAAUGGAUCACGGCCUCAUAAGCACGGUUCCCACCGCCAUUCUCCCUGUACAUGUCCAUGGAAUCCGGCUCUCUCUUCUCUCCCUGGACUCCUCAGUCGACCGUGCAACUACCAGUACACCUCACCCGUCACCGCGAGGGGCCAGCGCCUGCCUCGUUCACGGUCCUCCGGAGAACACACCAAUCCCUCUAACAUCCUGUUUCCCUCCUCUAAGGCACGUCCAACCUGUCUGGUUUUCUCAGCAACAAAAUCAAAAGGAACUUGGAAGGGGAAAAAUAUUCGUCACCGGCCAACCCUUUUUACCUCCGGACUGUAAGCCUAUACACUUUAAUAUAAGCAACAACUGCAGUGUGUGUAUUGUUGUUCGCCGUAAGAAAAGGAACAGGCAUACCCUGGGGCAACUUUUGUAAUUAUGUCACAUCUCACGAGGUUUGAAUAGCGCGUGAUGCCCAGCAGCACUUUCCAUCGCCACUGGCGCACUAUUUUCACCGUCGCCAUCGCUGCACUAGCCACACUCGGCAGUUUUUCCCCAGAUUUUCACCAGUUUACCAUGGUUUUCGGAGCCUGAGAGCACCAGAACGUGGAUCCAACGAAAGGUGUACAUGCCGACCAUAUCGCCAUUAACGAUGUCAUCCUUGUCUCCGACUCCAUCGGGAUCGGGUACUCCGCCACCAGGUCAUGGCCACGGUCUACCACGUGUGGCUCCCAACAGCCGCUUCAACGCUCCUGUCCACAUCGACGUAGGCGGCCAGAUCUACACCUCGUCCCUGGAGACACUGACCCACUUUCCGGAGUCCAAGCUGGCCAAGCUCUUCAACGGCUCCAUCCCCAUCGUGCUGGACAGUCUCAAACAGCACUACUUCAUCGACAGGGACGGCCACCUCUUCCGCCAUAUCCUCAACUUCAUGCGCACCUCGCGCCUGAUCCUGCCAGACAACUUUGGCGAGUUCGAGGCGCUCUACGAGGAGGCCCGGUUCUACGAGAUCGCCGAGAUGGUGGAGGCGCUGGAGAACUACAAGAUGUCCACAACCAAGACCCGAGGGGAGAAGACCAUCAAGACGGAGAACGGGCUUGGCAACGAGUGCAUCAUCGUACACACCACCCCCGACUGCGGUGAGCGCAUCAGCCUGAGCGGGGACAAGGUCUUGAUCCAUGAGAUCUUCCCUGAAGUCGGCAGUGUCAUGUGCAACUCCACCAGCGCCGGUUGGACCCAGGAGUCCAACCACGUCAUCCGGUUUCCUCUCAACGGCUUCUGCAAGCUGAACACGGUGCAGGUGCUGCAGCGGCUGCUCCACUGCAACUUCAUCGUCAUCGCCUCUAGUGGUGGGGGAAUCGAAGGCUCCCAAUUCAGCGAGUAUGUCAUGUGCCGGAAGUACUCCGGAUGCUAGAAACCGGUGAGCAUUGGGAAAGUUUUCAGAGACUAAAAACGCCGCGGUAAGAAAUGGUCUCAUCGGCAAUCACUUUAUUUCUUGCACAACAUUAUGUUUUCUCAUUACUAUUCAGCAUUAACACUUACACGUUACAAACUAAUAAUUGCAAAGACUCUAUAUGUAACACAUAACAGAUUUUGGUAUAUUCUUCAUUUUUUGGGGGGGGGGGACGAAAAGAUGUACAACGUAUGAACAACAUGUAAGACAAUAGUGCGCAUUCUUAAAUUGGAUGGAAAUUCUAAUUGGAUCGAAAUUCUUAUAUAUUUUUAAGGGACGUUUUGGCAAGAGGGUGUAACUGACAUAUGUAAGGUUUCAGAAAAUAUUUUAUACUGGAAAGUUAAGCCCAAUGUCAUCAUCAACUUAAGUCCUCUGUCUAUUGAUGCUGUACAAACAAAGCGUUUAAAAGCGCGAUAUGCAAAUCUUCCACAUGUCAUCUCUGGCAAAUUAGUAUAUCUUUAAUAAGUGCAGGGUUUACUUUUCCUGCACCUAUUGCAGUGAAAACACAACACUUUUUCUCAUUUCGUAUUGAAUCGUCGAAAGAUGCAUUUCUAGAUGCCACUGUUGCAAGAUUUGAUAUCUUGGGAAUUUUAAGCUUUUAAACAUUUUUGGACUUCUUUCGACCUACAAGUUUUGAACACUCGAAUUAUGUUUUUAAGUUAAUGACUGCGAAUGUUUGUGCGAACGAUACACUCUUUUGCCAAAAUCUCAGCAAAUCCUUCAUGUCAAUUGGAUUGCCUGCCUUCUUCCUUUUUGGGGUUCUUGGUUUCAACCUUUUGCAUUAAUUCCUGUGUUGCCUUUUUGGUUACAUUUUUGUCUUCAACAAUGUAUAUUGAUAUUAAUAUAUAAGCUUUAUAAAAUGUACAUAAAAGUAAAUUUGAAGUAGGUGUAGUUUAACAGAAAUUCUGUACAGGAAACUUUAACAAGCCAGCUCUAAUUUUUGACUAAUAUAGAAGUUUGGAGCAAGACACGUGUUACUCGGUUGUAUAUAGCCAGACCUGUUUUAUGUUAAGAAGUGGUAUAAGAAAAUAAUAGACAUCGAUUUUCAAGAAGAUGUGAAAACUCCAAAA